Molecule: messenger RNA, 2892 nt
Organism: Torulaspora delbrueckii
Lineage: Eukaryota; Fungi; Ascomycota; Saccharomycetes; Saccharomycetales; Saccharomycetaceae
Gene: SPO22
Product: Spo22p
Exons: 1
Coding region: 1-2892 (963 amino acids)
Biological process (GO): regulation of synaptonemal complex assembly; meiotic cell cycle
Molecular function (GO): protein binding
Source: RefSeq, a predicted model, not a curated record
AUGGCUGUAAUAACAGAAGCUGCGAAUUGGAUCUCAGACAGACUUUCGAAAUCAGAUGCCCUCAGAUCAGCGAAGUCAAAUUGCACUCAGGAAAUUGAAAACCGGAUAGAUACAUUGUACCCCAUUGCUGAGAAGUAUGAUCGAUCCCUCCGAACCAAUAGGCCUGUCACUGAUGAUGUGCUAAAUGGCAGUUUAGAGCAUGCUGCAACAGAUCUAUGGAACUCAACGGAAAUAGCUAUUAAAGUAGAAAGCGAUAAUGAGAGCGGAUACUUGCUUUGUCGUUGCAAGAUGUUUGCAUCUAUUUUACUAUCGAUGUAUGAAGCCUUGCGUCCAUCUAAUGAAAGGAAAACCAUGACGUUAAAAUGCUACCUGGUAAUCUUUAAGCUAAUCAUAGAUCGAAAUUGGAUCCAGUUGAAGAAAAAUGUGCAAGAACAUAUGGACGAUGCAUUGAAAAGUUUAGUUGCUGCCGUUGACCCAACAAGUAAUGCAAAUACCGCUAUUGUCAAAAGGCUCCAAUUCGAGUACUUUCUCACAAAUUUCCAGAGCUCUGCGAAGGAGGGUGAUCUAGAAACCGCUCGAAUAUUCAGCUCGAAGGCAGAUAUUAAGAACUCUUAUGAAUCACUUGAUGCCAGUACUAUCCUAGAGCUUUGCCGCAUAAUAUACAAUGCUGCAACCUUGCUGAAGGACUCAGCGGAUGGUAUUUGCAGGAUCAAUGCCAUUUCACUUUUACGGGAUGUUCAAGAUUACAUGGAUCUUCCUGUUACUGGCCUUAACUCACGCAGCGAGUUUAGUAGUCUCAGGUACAGCUCUUUAUUACUUCUCACGAGUUGCUUAAUUGAAUCAGACCCUCAAGAGUGCAGAAAGUACUUGGAAUUAGUGCAGAACUUGUAUCCAAGAAAAGUCGACCCUUUCGUUCUGGGUAUCCGAUAUUGCAGGAAAAAUGUUGGGGACAAUUGUGAUAGUGCAAUUGAGGAUGUCUUGAUGAAAAUGAUAAUGUCUGUGGAUAUUGCUUCCUCUUUUGAUGCCAUCGUAAGCACGAUCAAUGAUUUUGCCGCGACAAGCCCAAAGAAAGCCGCCAAUGCCCUGGACUACAUCUUUUUGAAUAAGUUGAAUCCGCAGAAUAACCAACAAUGCCUAGAAAAGAUAGCAGUUUCGAGAUUCUUUUUAACAACCCAGGCCAAAAAAAUGACGAUCCUUGAGAUUAUUGAGAGCCUUGAAGAUUUCUCAGGUUCUUUCGAGCGACGCUUUAAGUGCCAAAUCUCAAAGACCACAAUGAGUAGCAUCAUCACUUUACUCUGGAAUUCUGGUAAGAAGCUUGAAAAGAAUGGCAAUUACCACGAAAGCAUAAGAUUCUUCAAGCUUGCAUUAAAAGAUGUUCUGAGUCAAAACUAUGAGGAUAAGGCUAAACUCCAGAGAGCAUUACAAAAUGCUUACCUUAUGACCGAGGAUUACAUUGAAGCAGAAAAGGUUUAUGAAUCGAUGGAUUCCCGUGAUAAGACCUCACCUUUAACCCAGUUGAUGUUGCUAAGGAUCUGUAUUCAUCGUCGAGGUGAGCAUGCUGCUUUAGAAUGUUUAAACAACAUCAGGAACUCCGAACAAGAGAAUGCUGUGGAUGUUCUCAUCUUGGCAGCUACAGAGUGCAAAAGAUCUACACAAUUGGCUGUCAGGGCUAUGUCAUUGCUUUUCGAGGCUAUGGAGAGUAGACAGGCGACCCGAGAGAUUUCAUCGAAUUGGUGCUUUCCAACUAUGUCUCUCCUCAGAUAUACUUUACAAAUGAUUAUGAAAAUGGCCGAGGAUGAUCGGCAACAGAUUUUUACCCAUUACUCCACUACUGUCAAAAGUCUUUUGAAUAAUGGUGUUGAAUUUUUGACCAGAAGUAAAGUACUAGGAUCCCUCACUUGUAGAUCGGAGAAAAGCCCUAUGUCUCAGGGCUCAAUUUCAGUGCAUGAAAUUGAAUGGUUCGCAGCCACCUCGUACAACAUAGCUCUUCAAUGUCAAAAGUACAAUAUGGAACCACACCAAUCAGAUUUUGCCUCCCUUUCCCUUCGGUAUAUCGAAAUGAUACCAUUUCAACAAUUCACCGCGUCAAAGGCAGCUCACUAUAUGUUCUGGAAAUAUAGAGCAUCUAUUCUGUGCAUCAUAUCAAAGAAAAUUACUUUUGCAUCAGGAAAUGAUGUUGCUUUGCGUGACUUACAGAAACAUAGCUUUUGUCUAGUGGAUGAGAUUGCACGUACUACGAAAGACCAAGCUCUUUUGAAUGGGUGCACACAAGAGCAGGUAGAAUUGUUUAACGAAUGCUACUUGGAUGCAUUGAUGUCGGCGUAUGAAGUUGCUUUGCAUACGAGAGACCAAACAAAAAUUACAGAAGUUCUAAGAUUAACCGCCAAUUCCCUAACUGCACAAAUUGAAAUCCUGCUAAUAGAUACAGCAACUUCUAGUGCCGAAUUACCCAGUGGCAUGCUGGCUGAAAUUAUGGAAGCCAUAAUCGAAAGAAACAUCGGUAACACCAACCUCGAGGAUUAUUUGCUAUGUUCCUGGCUAAGGAAACUGAUCGAUGCUUCAUUUAAUACAGAAAAAAACUGCUUAAAGAAUCUUGCCGAACGUUUAUUGGCGAGACUCAGAACCACGUUCAAUGAAAACGAGGCAAAUGUUGCGGUGUUCAAGCAAGAGGCGGAAAUGUUAGCGACACUUACAUGGAAUGAAGGAGUAAGAUCUAUCAUCAAGGGCUCUAAAAAUGUGGGAGCAGACUGGUGUCAGAUCUCCAUUGAUUUUGCAAGAUUUGUGAAUGAAGCAUUAGAAAGCCACUUGAAAUCUCUAUGGAAGUCUCUCGCCUCUUCAGCUGAUAUGGAGGAUCGAGAGGAUCGCAUCCAUGACUACAGUCAGGACGCAUGA